UCAGCGCCCAACCUACUAACGGUAAACAUUUGCGGGAUGACGUAUGUUUGCUUGCUUUGUGGGGGAAGUGGAUGACCAAAGUACAGGCCGCCUCUGACUCACGUACGGUGAACAGGUGAACAGGAGGCCCCAUUCAGACACACGCAACUUGCCCCCUGAAAGACGCCAGAAGACAUUUUAGAGUCUUACGUCGAUCCAAGAAAACCGUGACCACCAUGAACGCCGUUCUAAUCAUCCUUGUAGUGUUCACAAGCCAUCUAACGGUCACAGUUACAGGUACAACAACCACUGAUACACCGUCUACCGUUACAACUGGCACUCCAGCUGACACUACAACACCCACUGGUACAACGACUACCGUUACAACUGCCACUCCAACUAACGAUACAGCAACCACCAGCACACCGUCUACCGUUACACCUGGCACUCCGUCUGACACUACAGCACCCACUGGUACAACGACUACCGUUCCAACUGGCAGUCCAGCUGACACUACACCAGCCACUGGUACAACGACUACCGUUCCAACUGGCACUCCAGCUGACACUACAGCAACCACUGGUACAAAGACUACAGUUACAACUGGCACUCCAGCUGACACUACAGCAGCCACUGGUACAACGACUACCGUUCCAACUGGCACUCCAGCUGACACUACAGCAACCACUGGUACAACGACUACCGUUCCAACUGGCACUCCAGCUGACACUACAGCAACCACUGGUACAACGACUACCGUAACAACUGGCACUCCAGCUAACGAUACAGCAACCACCAGUACACCAACAACCGCAACCACAACACCCGUAGACCAAGCGACUCAGACUACAGAGGCCGACGUAACGACUGAAACUAUACAGACGACUACUGUACACACCACCACUGAACCACCCGCUGUUCAAACUACAAUUUCUGCGACAACAUCCCCAGUCUCCACUUCGUCUGCGACAACCAACACUUCACAGGGAACGACAGGGCAGCCUCAAACUACGACAACGAAUAGCAGUACUAUAGCUCCUACAUCUGCCGCUUCUGAAACUACCGAGGUGAAAACUACUGACGCUUCUGAAACUACAGAGGUGAAAACUACUGCCGCUUCUGAAACUACAGAGGUCAAAACUACUGCCGCUUCCGAAACUACAGAGGUCAAAACUACCGCCGCUUCUGAAACUACAGAGGUCAAAACUACCGCCGCUUCUGAAACUACAGAGGUCAAAACUACUGCUUCUGAAACUACAGAGGUCAAAACUACUGCUGCUUCUGAAACUACAAAGGACAGAACUGCGCCCGCCAACACUGAGCAACCCGGAUCUUCAAAAGCCCCCACUACCCAGCCUCCAGCGACAGGAAGCAGUACAACGGAGAAGGUAACAGCCUCCCCUAACACCAUCAUUGGCAAGUCCAGCACAGCAGCAAACCCUGAGGACCAACCCACUAACACGGUCACGGAGAGCACACCGUCGACACAAGAAACAACCCAACAUCAGGAUCAAAGUGGACAGACUGCUGGGAUGAACCAGGGGACCGUCGUGGCCCUAGCGGUGACCAUCCCCAUUGCAGUGGUGGUCCUCAUCAUCACAGUAAUCUUAAUCCGAAGAAGAACCACGGGGCGUUCACACAGAGGCUACAUCACGGCAGACGAGGACUACGGCUGGACGUCCUUCCGCAACCCUGUUUACGACCGGUAUUCCAUGUUGAAAGGUGGUCGGGACGAUCCAUACUGAACCAUCUGAAGGCUGA
Molecule: messenger RNA, 1740 nt
Organism: Branchiostoma belcheri (Belcher's lancelet)
Lineage: Eukaryota; Metazoa; Chordata; Leptocardii; Amphioxiformes; Branchiostomatidae
Product: mucin-2-like
Exons: 4
Coding region: 216-1724 (502 amino acids)
Source: RefSeq, a predicted model, not a curated record